GUCAUGGCUGCCUGUAUUCUUUCUUCCUCGUGUGUGUUCGAGCAGUUUCUGCGUUUAAUUUCAGGAUUAAAUGAGUUAAAGCGCUGUAUUGAUGAAUAUGUCGAUUUAUUUUGAUUUAUAUGGAUGAUAUUUGUCAGUAUAGCUGUUCUGCGUGUAGUGGAGUAACGUUAUGUGUACUUUGAGUGUUACUCCGCUUUGGGGUUUCCAUCAAGCGGAGUGAUUUAAAGGAGUCCAGGUCUGCGGUGAGAGAGUUGAAGAGAGAGGUCUCUUUAUAGGUGUAAGGAUUGCCCAGGGCCACAGCGCCCACAAUCUCAAGGAGCGCAGCACUUUUCAGCCAGGACUGAAGAUCAGGAUGGAGAAGGAAGAUCUCAAGAUUGUCAACCGGGGUUUGGAGGAUGAGAUGGAGUUGAGAGGAUUUCGUCUGUGCCGGUGGAAGCUGGUUCUGGUGUGUUGUGGUGGUUUCUGUACCGGUGGUUUUCUUUUCCUGCUGCUCUACUGGAUGCCUGAGUGGUGUGUGAAGGCCACGUGCACACGGACCACUGUCAGAGACGCAGAAGUCGCUCUGUUACGCAGCACUGAUGAAUUUAAGCGCUGGUUUCGGGCGAAGGUUCGGAUAAUGUUGGCUCCUGGGAAGAACCCCUAUGACACCUUGAAUUCCCAGACCGCCUCCCCUCAGGCCAAUGACCACGCCCACAACAUGACUGACUCCGCCCACAACAAAAUCAGCAGGAGUGUAGAGAGCCAGCAAGUGCAGAUCCGCUAUUUCACCCUCCACAGCACAAAGUACUUUUGGAACGACACCAUCCAGAACUUUGAAGUAUUGAAAGGCCUAGAGGAUCGGAACAUCAGCUGCUCAUCCAUUCAUUUAAAGCACAGCGCCGGACUCAACAAGAACCAGCAGGAGUACAGGAGAUUUUUUUUCGGUCUGAAUGAAAUCGAUGUGAAAGUGCCUUCUCUUUUCAAGCUGCUAAUUAAAGAGGUCCUCAAUCCUUUCUACAUCUUCCAGCUCUUCAGUGUUGUUCUGUGGUGUACAGAUGAAUACUAUUACUACGCAAUGGCCAUAGUCGUCAUGUCCUUCAUAUCAAUAGCUACCUCUCUCUACACUAUUAAGAAGCAAUAUGUAAUGCUACACGACAUGGUGGCAACACACAGUACUGUUCGAGUCACAGUCUGCAGAGGAGAAAGCGAAACAGAGGAAGCUCUGUCCACGGACCUGGUGCCCGGUGAUGUCAUCGUCAUUCCUAGCAAUGGGACCAUCAUGCCUUGCGACGCCGUGCUCAUCUGUGGAACCUGCAUCGUUAACGAGAGCAUGCUGACAGGUGAGAGUGUUCCGGUCACCAAGACGGAUCUCCCGAACCCCGAGCGGGACAAGAAGGGUUCAGACGGAGACCAGAUUUACAGCACAGAGGAGCACAAGAGACACACACUCUUCUGCGGCACAAACGUCAUCCAGACCCGCUACUACACUGGAGAAAUGGUUAAAGCUGUGGUCGUCCGCACAGGUUUCAGCACAGCUAAAGGGCAGCUCAUCCGGUCUAUCCUGUACCCCAAACCCACAGACUUUAAGCUGUACAGAGACGCUUACCUCUUCUUGCUGUGUCUGGUGGCCGUCGCCAGUGUUGUCUUUAUCUACUCUCUGGUUAUGAAGAUCUUAAAUCAGGAACCAGUGAAGGAGAUCAUUGUGAAGUCACUGGACAUCAUCACCAUCACGGUUCCUCCUGCUCUUCCAGCAGCAAUGACCGCAGGCAUAGUUUAUGCUCAGAGGAGACUCAGGAAAGUGGGUAUCUUCUCCAUCAGCCCACAGAGAAUCAACAUCUGCGGGCAGCUCAACCUCGUUUGCUUUGACAAGACAGGCACCCUCACAGAAGAUGGUUUGGACAUGUGGGGAAUUCAGCGGGUAGAAGACAGCAGAUUCCAGCUUUCAGAGGAACGAGCGGAUGAUAAAAACCUGGUGACGAGCAAGUUUGUGUCCUGCAUGGCCACGUGUCACUCGCUGACCAAAAUUGAGGGUCAACUUUCUGGAGAUCCGCUCGACCUGAAGAUGUUUGAGGCCACCGGAUGGAUCCUAGUUGAAGCUACAGAAGAAGAGACGGCUCAUCAUGACCGCAUCGAACUCACUUAUGUAAAACCACCAAACCAGCUGCUCCCGCCACCGGUCAUCUCACCUGAGCAGGACAUGGAACUGUCUGAACUCUAUGAGCUCUCAGCAUCAUAUAUGAUCGGUAUCGUGCGGCAGUUCUCCUUCUCCUCCGCGCUUCAGAGAAUGAGCGUGGUUGUUCGUCAGAUUGGAGAAAGACGGAUGGACGCAUAUCUGAAAGGAGCACCAGAGGUGGUGGCCAGUUUGUGUAAGAAAGAGUCAGUACCAGAGGAUUUUGCAGAGGUUUUGGAGGAUUACACCAAACAGGGCUUCCGGGUCAUUGCUCUGGCACACAGACGGCUGGAAUCCAAACUUACAUUUCAUAAAGUGCAGAACAUUAACAGGGAUCAGAUCGAGAAAAAUAUGGAUUUUCUGGGUUUGAUUGUCAUGCAGAACAAGUUGAAAACUGAAACUCCAGGAGUGCUGGAUGAUCUACGGCGGGCCAACAUACGCACAGUUAUGGUCACAGGUGACAAUAUGUUGACGGCCAUCUCUGUGGCGCGAGACUGUGGCAUGAUUCAGCCGCUGGACCUGGUCAUUAUUGCAGACGCGGUGCCCCCAAAGGAUGGACAGGCUGCCAAGAUCAACUGGCACUACGCCGACAAACCCAGCAAACACUCCAACAAGCCCACCAAACUAGAGGAGGUGGAGAUUAUUUUGGAAGAUGGUCAUUCUGUGGACGAGUCCAGAUCUCAGGAACAGUAUCACUUCGCCAUGAGCGGAAAAUCUUUCGCUGUAAUUAUCGAGCAUUUCCAGGACCUACUGCAGAAGCUGGUGCUUCAUGGGACUGUGUUUGCAAGGAUGGCACCUGACCAGAAGACUCAGCUUGUGGAGACUUUAGAAAGUGUAGAUUAUUUUGUAGGAAUGUGUGGCGAUGGAGCGAAUGACUGCGGGGCACUGAAGAGAGCUCAUGCUGGGAUCUCACUGUCAGAACUGGAGGCUUCAGUGGCGUCUCCUUUCACCUCCACAACUCCCAGCAUCACCUGCGUGCCCAACCUCAUCAGAGAAGGCAGAGCGGCUCUCAUCACCUCCUUCUGUGUGUUCAAGUUCAUGGCUCUCUACAGUAUUAUUCAAUGCCUCAGCGUCGCACUGCUCUACUCCAUUGGCAGUAACCUGGGUGACUUCCAGUUUCUCUUCAUAGACAUGGCCAUCAUUCUUCUGAUUGUCUUCACCAUGAGUUUGAACUCUGCAUGGAAGGAACUGGUGGCCCGCAGGCCUCCCUCCGGCCUGGUCUCAGGUCCUCUCCUCUUCUCAGUCCUCACGCAGAUCCUCAUCUGCCUGGCUUUCCAGAUCAUUUCCUUCCUCCUGAUCCAAAGGCUGGACUGGUACUCCAAGCCUGAUUUCUACAAUUGCUCUCUUCCUCAUCACAUGGAUAACUACAGUAACUCCACCGGGACUAAAGAAGAAAAUAUAGUCAAUGAUGUGAACACUACGCUGUUCUUCAUCUCCUCGUUUCAGUAUCUCAUUGUUGCCAUCGUCUUCUCCAAAGGAAAACCUUUCCGCCAGCCCAGCUACAAGAACUGGCCAUUUGUCCUCUCCGCUUUAAUUCUUGUCAUUUUCAUGUUUUUCAUCAUGUUUUUCCCAAUCUCUGGAAUCUACCAGUUUUUGGAGCUGGUGUGUGUUCCUUUGAGCUGGCGUGUGUCUAUGGUGAUUAUAAUACUGGCCAACACCAUAGUGUCUGUCAUUAUUGAGACCGUCGUGCUUGACGUCAUCUUAUGGAAGCAUGUGUUCAGCAGAGACAAGCAGGGAAGCUAUGGCGUCUCCCCUGCAGGCCCGAUACCACAGGGAGGAAUAGACAUGUAUGGAUCUAAAUGCUUCUCCUGGCUGUGCUGCCAGCAGAGAAAAGUGCCCAAGGCACGCUACAUGCAUCUGGCACAAGAACUAAGCGUGGAUCCUGACUGGCCCCCCAACCCAAGAGCACUACUGAAGCCAAACCCGCCCUACUUCCAGAUGACUGCUCCUACCAGAUCGAGGCGAUUUCCUAGCAUUUCUUUCAGCAGUAUAUACACUCCGUAUUGCACGUCCAAACCACCAGGGAUUUCUGUAAACACUGUCAAAAACAAUUUGAAAAGACCAAAAACCUGCUAGGGGAGAGCUGUCCUUCCUGGAUCAUUUUGUUUGUUUGUUUCACAUCUGCUGCUCAAGAUUGUUUCCUUUUUUAAAUGGGCGGAGUUUACAGGCUGGGAACUGUAAAAGCUCCGCCCCCCCUGGGCAUGCGGCUCGUCACCGAUAUUCCCUUAAAGCAUCAUGUAGACCGCAAAACGAUUGAACUCAUUACCAAACGUGGCUCUUUUAGAUGAUCACCAUCAGAUAUCACAGAAGCUCUGGAUUUUUGUGCUUAAGUAGUAGCCGGCAGCGCUUCAUCUUUACAGGAGGCUGCAUGCAGAUGCAUAGAAACCAUCAAUGCAUGCGGAAGAAACCAAACUCUAGUGGCUCACCGAAUCUGAGAUCCAGCGUCAUUUCCAAGCCAGCUUGUUUUUACAAAUAUAUAUCGACGUAGAUGUAUUAAUGAUAUAUAUAUUCACGUCAUCUUUACUUUGCAUAUCUCUUCCCAUGGAAGAAU
Molecule: messenger RNA, 4700 nt
Organism: Danio aesculapii
Lineage: Eukaryota; Metazoa; Chordata; Actinopteri; Cypriniformes; Danionidae
Product: polyamine-transporting ATPase 13A3-like
Exons: 34
Coding region: 353-4225 (1290 amino acids)
Biological process (GO): polyamine transmembrane transport; intracellular calcium ion homeostasis
Cellular component (GO): late endosome membrane
Molecular function (GO): ATPase-coupled monoatomic cation transmembrane transporter activity; polyamine transmembrane transporter activity; ATP binding
Source: RefSeq, a predicted model, not a curated record